CUUUAAUUUAAUCUAACAUACGCUUAUAACCUCCUUCCAAUCUUGAAUUGUGUCACUCUUGUUGGCCACAUCAGGCCCGAUCUCACGCGCAGAAUGGCUUCACCAGCACAAGCUACGAGGCGCAGAUCCAGCCGCUUCGGAUCAAUUCGAUCGGAGGACUGGCCUGAGGAGGUCAACGUUUCGCUCUCCCCAAGCGGCGAGCGGAAGCAUAUCAAUGGAGAUGCACGAAACGCCGGGGUUAAAAUCUUGAAUGAUGGCCGACUUGAUAUAAAGAUCAACGAGCAUAUGCCACAGCUCGCGGGUCUAUUAACUCGCAUCCAAACCUCAACUGCGGCACAGGAUCUAGAAGAUCUAGAGGCCAAGGAGACCCCAGAACCAAUACCAAAAGAUAAGGGCAAAGACUUCCCACUGAAGAUGAAUAUCGUCAUUCAAGUCAUCGGAUCUCGGGGUGAUAUCCAACCGUUCCUUGCGCUGGGAAAAGAGUUGAAGGCAUAUGGACAUCGUGUACGGCUAGCAACCCACCUCAUUUUCCGGGAGUUUGUACUUGAGGGCGGCUUGGAGUUUUUCAACAUCGGUGGUGACCCCGAGGAGCUGAUGGCGUUCAUGGUUCAAAAUCCAUCCCUACUCCCCGCAUUCAGAACGAUUCGCAGCGGUGCCAUCCAGAAACGCCGGCGCGAAAUGAAGGAAAUUAUAUAUGGCUGUUGGAAGUCAUGUAUAGAAACAGGUGACGGUACAGAUCUGCAUCAAAUCAAGGAGGAUCUCUGGAGUGACACGGUGGACUAUCGUCGAAGGCCGUUUAUUGCUGAUGCAAUAAUCGCUAACCCGCCCAGUAUGGGCCAUAUUCAUUGCGCACAGAGGCUGGGGAUUCCACUUCAUAUGAUGUUCACAAUGCCCUGGUCAGCUACCCAGUCAUUUCCGCAUCCUUUGGCAGUUCUCCACCCGCAGGAUUGCAAGCCAACAGUUGCAAACCUCGUGUCUUAUACAGUUGUAGAUAUGAUGAUUUGGGAGGGAUUGGGAGAUCUUGUCAACUCGUGGCGGAAGAAGUGCCUCGCACUCGAUUCGUUAGAUUCGAUCACGGCGCCGAAUUUGCCCUCGCGUCUCGGCGUUCCAUUCUCAUAUCUGUGGUCGCCCGCAUUGUUACCAAAGCCACGCGAUUGGGCUGACAACAUCGAUAUUUGUGGGUUUAGUGUGCUUCCUACGAAGUCAGACUACAAACCCCCAAAAGAGAUCGACGAUUUUCUCAAAGCAGGGCCCACUCCACUCUACGUUGGAUUCGGCUCGAUUGUGGUAGAAAAUCAAAUCAAACUAACUCAAAUCGUGUUCGAAGCGAUAAAAAAUGCCGGACAGCGUGCGAUCAUUUCAAAGGGCUGGGGAAAUCUUGGAAUCGACGAUGUCGACGUGCCAGAUAAUAUCCUCAUCGUCGGCAGCGUACCACAUGACUGGUUAUUCCAGCACGUAUCAUGCGUGAUUCACCAUGGUGGUGCCGGUACCACUGCCGCAGGGCUUUCUCUUGGGCGUCCGACUGUUGUCGUUCCCUUUUUCGGAGAUCAACAGUUCUGGGGAGGAAUUGUUGCGAUGGCUGGGGCUGGGCCGAUGCCUGUACCUCACAAGCUACUCACAGUUGAGAAGUUGACGGAGGCAAUCCAGACGGCAUUGAAACCUUCAACUCAAGAGAAGGCGCAAGCAAUUGCGGACAAGAUGCGGAAAGAGUCUGGUGUGAAGGAUGGGGUACGCAGCUUUCAUCGGCAUCUUAACUUGAAGACUUUGCGAUGUGCAAUAUGUCCCACUCGCCCUGCUGUGUGGCACAUUAAGCAAACUUCCAUUGGGCUCAGUACUUUUGCUGCAGCCGUACUGGUAGAAGUAGGGGCUAUCAAACCAGAGAAUGUCACUUUGAACCGAGCAUCGGAAUACGACACAUACCGGAAUCCUGUAGGCCCUCUCAGUGCGGGAGCUCAGGUACUAGUUGGAGCCAUUGCGAACCUCGUGACUGGAAUGGGCGAGGUCCCUUAUGACAUUGUUUCGGAUUUUGUCGACGCCGGUCGUGCAAUUAAUCAUACUCGUGGACGCAGUAAUACCUCAUCAAGGUUUUCAUGGAGAAAAUCCCGCAGAAGUCAAGAUUCGGACCUGGAUAGUGAUGAGGAGCAGUAUCAUGAAUCUGCCGAGUAUCAUGAGCCUACCGAGUCCCAGGGACUUGGCCGGUCAAAUUAUGAUAAUAAUGAUGAGAUAAGCCUCGACACGAAUGACAACGAGAACGACAACGUGAGACACAACAGAAUGAACGAAAAUUUACCAGCUAGUGCCACUGGCCAGAGACAAGGCAUGCCGAUUGAUCAGUCACAACUGUUGAGCUACAUAGAGUCACCCAAGGGGCAUGGAGUUAUCUACGAAAUACGCACUCACGGCAGUCGAAUGUCGAAGAAGUUCCUGAAAACCAUUCUUUGGCUUCCAACGGACGUGACUCUCAGCUUGUCCAAGGGGUUCCACAACGCGCCGAUGCUGUACCACGACCGAAUGGUCAAAGAAAUGCCGAAGGUUAUCGGUUUCCGGAGUGGACUCGGGGCAGCUGGAACGGAACUUCGAGAUGGGUUUUACUACGGUAUCACGGGCUUGGUCACCCAGCCUCAGUAUGGUGCUAAGCACCAAGGAACGAAAGGAAUGGUCAAGGGAAUUGGAAAAGGGAUUGGCGGUGUUUUCUUUAAGCCAACAGCAGGUCUCUGGGGGCUAAUUGGAUAUCCUUUGGUUGGACUUCGCAGAAAGCUUCAAAAAUCGUUAGGCAGGACCCAGGAGCUUUCUAUUAUUGCAUCUCGGAUAGCGCAAGGUAUUGAAGACAUGCGAGCAGCUACCGCCGAUGAACGGGCGGAGGUUGUUCAAAAAUGGCGCCUUCUUGAACAGGAGCUUCGUGUCUCUUACUGACGAGAUCUUUCAAACAACAAACCACACUGCGCUCACUAUAAUUCUUCUGAUACUAACGGCCACUCA
Penicillium samsonianum is the source of this 2979-nucleotide messenger RNA. RefSeq names its product glycosyltransferase. Gene Ontology annotation, molecular function: hexosyltransferase activity; UDP-glycosyltransferase activity. The record is from RefSeq and is a predicted model, not a curated record. The transcript has 7 exons. Lineage: Eukaryota; Fungi; Ascomycota; Eurotiomycetes; Eurotiales; Aspergillaceae. The coding region runs from base 94 to 2913 and encodes 939 amino acids. Gene Ontology annotation, biological process: carbohydrate metabolic process.